AUGGUGAACACUGAAGAAAUAUCGGACUGCAUCCGCGGAAGUUCACCCGUUUUAUUACAGAGGAAUGCGUGCUGAACAAAUUGGUGUUCCCGAGCGUUUGUUUAUAACGUGAAUCCGCUGGAAUGGAUCCAGUUGAACGAGAGAGGAGGCGAACGAGAAGAGCCUGUAAACGGACCGGGUCACAGGACGACAGAGCGAAGAGGGGAGACACCAACGUCCUGCGUUCGUUAAGCGUCGGGAAUAUUGAUGACAAUGAGGUCACAGAUGAUUUGGAGCUUAAAAGCGGUACUCUGGAGUGCAAAGUCAUGGCACCGCGGUACAGUCUGCUUCGUGAAGUUGGAAGGGGUAGCUAUGGCGUAGUUUAUGAAGCCAUCGCUCGCAAAUCUGGAGCAAGAGUGGCUGUGAAAAAACUGCGCUGUGAUGCCCCGGAAAACGUGGAGCUGGCUCUGGCGGAGUUUUGGGCCCUGACAAGCCUAGAGAAACGACAUGAGAAUGUGGUUCAGCUAGAGGAAUGUGUGUUACAGAGGAACGGAAUGGCCCAGAAAAUGAGCCACGGUAACAAGCGAUCCACGCAAUACCUCCGCUUGGUGGAGACAUCAUUGAAAGGGGAGCGAGUUUUGUCCUGUCCGGAGGAACCAUGCUAUCUUUGGUUUGUUAUGGAGUUCUGUGAGGCGGGAGAUUUAAACCAGUUUGUGCUGUCGCGGCAGCCUGACCCCAGAACCAACUCCAGUUUCAUGCUCCAGCUGAGCAGUGCCGUGGCAUUUUUGCAUCAAAACAAUAUUGUUCACCGAGACCUCAAACCAGACAACAUCCUGAUCUCAGAACGCUCAGGUGUGCCUGUACUCAAAGUGGCUGAUUUCGGCCUUAGUAAAGUCUGCGCUGGCCUGAGCACUGGGAUGAACCAGGGUGAUGAUGUGGAAAAUAAAAACAAACCGAAAAGCAUGAACAUAAAUAAGUUCUGGUUGUCGUCAGCGUGCGGCUCAGAUUUCUACAUGGCCCCUGAGGUUUGGGAAGGUCACUACACCGCCAAAGCAGACAUCUUUGCCCUAGGCAUUAUCAUCUGGGCCAUGAUCGAGAGGAUCACUUUCAUCGAUGCGGAGUCAAAACGGGAGCUCCUGGGGACAUACGUCCGGCAGGGGGCUGAGAUCAUUCCUGUUGGGGAGGCCUUACUGGAGAACCCGAAAAUGGUGCUGAGUAUUCCACAGAGGCGACGGUCUCAAAUGUCAGAGUCACUACGGAAGCUUCUCCAGGACAUGCUAGCGGUGAACCCUCAGGAUCGUCCCGACGCCUUUGAACUCCACAACAGAAUGGGGCACCUGACAUGUGCUGCAUGACCUAUGACCUCUGAUACAGUGAUGCUUACAGAUCCUCCCGGUCCACACUCUGGUUUUCUCCGCAGGUGAAGACUGGGACAACUGGGUUUUAAAACUGUGAAGCUCCUGGCAUUUCUGAUGUAAUGUGAAGACAGAGACACAGAGACUUUCCACAGGAUAAACAACUUGAGCCCUGAGACUGGACUAGGGCCCCUCCUCUCAGAUACACUUUUUGUUUACAGUGUGGGUCUUUGUAUGUUGAAUGUUGACCCCCCCCCCCCCCUUUUUUUUUAAGGGGGGGGGCAUUGCUGAUAAUUUCACUGGGGGUGUGAAGUGGUGGUGUGGGAUCUGAGCAGUAUGUU
This is a messenger RNA of Chanos chanos (milkfish), 1675 nucleotides long. It is a transcript of the gene stk35l, whose product is annotated as serine/threonine kinase 35, like. The coding region runs from base 123 to 1334 and encodes 403 amino acids. The transcript is spliced from 3 exons. Gene Ontology annotation, cellular component: nucleus; cytoplasm. The record is from RefSeq and is a predicted model, not a curated record. Lineage: Eukaryota; Metazoa; Chordata; Actinopteri; Gonorynchiformes; Chanidae. Gene Ontology annotation, molecular function: ATP binding; protein kinase activity. Gene Ontology annotation, biological process: protein phosphorylation; negative regulation of G2/MI transition of meiotic cell cycle.